Rhizophagus irregularis DAOM 181602=DAOM 197198 is the source of this 894-nucleotide messenger RNA. RefSeq lists its product as uncharacterized. The record is from RefSeq and is a predicted model, not a curated record. Gene Ontology annotation, molecular function: 7S RNA binding. Gene Ontology annotation, biological process: SRP-dependent cotranslational protein targeting to membrane, signal sequence recognition; SRP-dependent cotranslational protein targeting to membrane. Gene Ontology annotation, cellular component: signal recognition particle, endoplasmic reticulum targeting. Lineage: Eukaryota; Fungi; Glomeromycota; Glomeromycetes; Glomerales; Glomeraceae.
AAUAUGCAUUAUCACGUGCAAUCGGCAUAUAUAUUUUAUAUGAUCUGCGUGCGAACUUUACAAUUAUCUUUUGUAAAUUAUAAAAAUGCCGAGAGGUUCAAAAAAACAAAACCCUCUAAAUAUGUUUCCUACAUCACCUCCAAUGAUAAAUCUAGAUGAUGAUCCACCGGAUUAUUUACCAGAAUUAUCAAAAUUUUCAAAAAUAACUUCAGACGAUAGUGCAUAUAAAUCUUGGAUAUGUUUAUAUCCAAUUUAUUUCGAUUCGACCAAAUCUGUACAGAAAGGAAGAAGAGUUAGUAAGGAUAUAGCUUCCCCACAUCCUUUGGCAAAAGACAUUGCUGAAGUUGUAAAGAACAUAGGAAUAAAUUGUUUAUAUGAACCACAUAAAGGACACCCUUGUGAUUGGGAAAAUCCUGGUAGAGUACGCGUACAAUUGUUUAAUGAAGAUAAAACACCUUUUAAGUCAGAAAUUCCAACUCGUAAAGAAUUAAUCAAAAGAGUAGCAUCAUCAUUACCAGAAAUUCAAAAAAUUAAUCCGCAACAAUUUCCACCAAGUCAUUCUCCUGCUGCUUCUAGUGGUAUGCUAAAAGAAGGAAAAGGAGGCGGUGAUGUUGGUAGUUCAAACACUUCAGCUACAACUUCUGGUCAAUCUAUAUCUUCAGCUAGCGGUUCUUCCAAAAAGAAAGGAAGAAAAGGAAGAAAAUAAUUUUUUUUUUCUUGAGAAAGACAAUUCAAUUUUUUAAACAAAUUCUUUGGCUUACAGACUAAUAUUAAAUUUUUAAAUAUUUAAUAAUAAUACAUUAAAAAUAAAAUACAUAUUAUGAAAACUACCAAAUAUAUAUUGACAAACUAUGCACUUGGGGUAUCAAAUAAUCUAUCACCGGCAUCUCCUAA